CGCGCCAAGGGAGUGGAGGAGAGGCGGACGGAGCCCAGGAGAAGCGGGCGAAGACCGGGUAUUGGCCGGAAAGGGAGUCCCGGAGCCUUCGGGCGGGGGCUGGAGGCCGUCCCAGCCCCGGGGGGGGGGAGGGGCCGCAAGCCCCUAUUUGUGCCCGCGCUGGACGGCGCCCGGCUCAGAGCCGUGGGUCCCUGGUAGCAGAGGUUUCAGUCGCCUCCGCCCCCGUAAGCCCCCACCCGCCCCCCGCUGUCAUGCUCGCCCGCCAACAGCGGCUGCCCGGCUGGGCCGGUCCUACGGCGGUACUGCUCGUGGUGCUGCUGCCCGCGGUGACUCAGGCCUUCUCGGGCCUCUGGCGAACGCUCGAGCCGGAGCGCCAGCAGCUGUGGCGGCGGCUGGACGUGGAACCCUCCAGUCCCGUGUUCCAUCAGGCCGCCCGGGCCGCCCUGCACUACUUCAACUACCGUGCCGCCUCGCCCUGCACCUUUCGAACCCUGAAAGAAGUGCGCAGCGGCACCGCAUGGGGAUGGAUCCUGGGGAGACGAGAGGGAAGGGAUAUAUUCAGAAAUGAGGUCAAUGCAAAAAAGGGACAGAAGUUUGACCUGGAGUUCACUAUAGAAAGCUACAAGCCGGAGUUAAUUGAGGAGCGUCUGGGCACAUGCUCUGCCCUGGUGAUCUUCAGGAAUCAGAAGCCCAAACCCACAGUCAACAUAACCUGCACACGACUCCUAGACGAGAAGGAAAGAGAGCAACAGGAUUAUGUGUUGUACAAGCAAAUGAAGCAGCUGAAAAGACCCCCCGACGGGACCAGAAUCCCAGGCAACCUUGGCCAUAUGGACUCAUCUCUGCAGCCCAUGUGGGACUUGGCCAUGGUUGGCAGCUCUUACGUGAUGUGGGAGAAGACGUCGCAGUCAUUAUACUACUAUAUGCUGCAGCUCAGUAGGGUAAAGCAAUGGAUAACAAGAGGUGAUUUUAUCAAUUUCAACUACACCGUCCUACUCCAUGAAUUUUCAACCCAGGAGAUCAUUCCCUGCCAGAUUCAUCUGCUCUGGUAUCCUGGCAAACCCCUUAAAAUACGGUAUCACUGUCAAGAUCCCGGAACACCACAGGAAGGUUCUGGGAAUGGCGACGGCUCAGCAGAGACCCCUACAGAUAUCCUUAGUAACUUCUGAAAGAUGGAAUGCCUCCUUAUUCCACCUAUACCAAAUUAAAAUGACCAUACUCAAUAGCUUCAGUGGCUACCUGGUACCAUAGCUGAGUAGAAUCGACUACAGGUAUUCUGGAGAUGUAGGCAACAGAGUAAUUAAUAGUCAAUGUUCAGAAAACCCACGGUAUUUUUUUUUUCUUAAAUUAACUUCUGGGAGCACAUGCCUGAUUCCAGUAACUCAUGAGUGCACUUAACUCCACUCAGAGCUACUUUGGGGCCACCUGAAUAUCAGGACUGGUUAAACCCGAAAAUACUACACAUGAAGCUGGAAUGAAUUAACAGCUUCAAAAGAGUGUGUUCUUCAGGCUGAAUUUCCUAUUCUCAAAAGCUUGUACCUAACAUUACUUAAAAAACUAUAGCUGACUAUUUUAUACCACCCAAAUCUCAGAGUGUCCAUAGGGAAAUAAAGAUAAUAUAUUUCAAUAAAAGCAAACUGAAAGGGAACUAUUAAGCUGGUUUAGAACAAAGUUUGUGAUUUUUAAGGUUCCUAGCAGAAUGAUUUGUUCUUUAGCCUGAGAAUCGACGGUGGAAAUAAAUAUGGUUACAUUUCUAAAUAAGA
Messenger RNA from Phascolarctos cinereus (koala), 1763 nucleotides. Lineage: Eukaryota; Metazoa; Chordata; Mammalia; Diprotodontia; Phascolarctidae. The record is from RefSeq and is a predicted model, not a curated record.